Rubroshorea leprosula is the source of this 827-nucleotide messenger RNA. Lineage: Eukaryota; Viridiplantae; Streptophyta; Magnoliopsida; Malvales; Dipterocarpaceae. The record is from the annotation of a GenBank genome assembly.
GCAUUCUUUCCCUUUCUCAUUUUUCUCUCUACUCUCCACUCUCCUCCUUCCUCCUUCCUCCUUCGUCAUUUCUCUUUUCUUUCCCUUUUUUUUUUCUUCUUUUCUUUUCUAGUUGGGAUUUAGAACCCAUAUUGGGAUUGGGGAUUCAACCCAGAUUAGGUCCGGGGUUUUAACUUAGAUCGGGUUUGGGGUUGCAGAGAUUUUGUGUUUAGGGUGGUUGCAGCACUCAUAUUUGGGUUUAUUGUUGAACCCAAAAUUUUUGAUGAGUUUGAUUUGGGGAAUGGGUUCAUCUGCAUGAGACAUAAAGACUUGGAAUUCCUGAUUGAUCAAAACCAAGGUGUCACAAGUGGGUGUGAAGCAACAAAAGUCGGUAAAUGAUGCCAAUUUGAAAGGCAUGGCUCUAAUCUGGAUGAGCAUCGAUCUAUAAUUCAUGGAGGCUAGCAAAAACAAUGGCGAUGGUGUGAAGCUUUGUGAUGGAGCCCUGCAUAUGAUCCAUGAUCUGGGUAUUUGCUUGGUUGGAGGAAAAAUCAUGGUGAGAAAAUCUUGGGAAAAAAAUUUAGAUUUCAUGGUAAAUCUGGGAGAAUUUGAAUGAAAAUUUUCUUGCUUUAUGGUAUGUUUAUCUAGAUAUUUGUUUGGUUGGUGAGAAUAUCAUGGAGAAAAAAUUCCAAUUGGUUUAUGGGUUUUUAUUGAAUUGUUGAAGUUAAGCUUUAAAUGUCAUGUAGAUGGAAUUGGAUUGAAGGAGAUGAAUUUUUUUUGCAAAUUUUUUGGGUAGCCUAAAUGUUUGGUUAUAGAGAAAAUUCAUGGGAAAAUAAAUUUGUUCUUUGAUU